Messenger RNA from Hyaena hyaena (striped hyena), 1488 nucleotides. RefSeq names its product cornulin (gene CRNN). Gene Ontology annotation, cellular component: cytoplasm. Gene Ontology annotation, molecular function: transition metal ion binding; calcium ion binding. The coding region runs from base 1 to 1488 and encodes 495 amino acids. Gene Ontology annotation, biological process: regulation of phosphatidylinositol 3-kinase/protein kinase B signal transduction; positive regulation of cell cycle G1/S phase transition; cellular response to cytokine stimulus. The record is from RefSeq and is a predicted model, not a curated record. NCBI's taxonomy places the organism in Eukaryota, Metazoa, Chordata, Mammalia, Carnivora, Hyaenidae. The transcript is spliced from 3 exons.
AUGCCUCAGUUACUGCGAAACAUUAAUGGGAUCAUCGAAGCCUUUGGGCGAUACGCCAGGACCGAGGGCAACUGCACAGUGCUCACCCGGGGGGAGCUGAAAAAGCUCCUGGAGCAUGAGUUUGCUGAUGUCAUUGUGAAACCCCAUGAUCCUGCCACCGUAGAUGAAGUCCUGCGUCUGCUGGAUGAAGAUGACACAGGGGCUGUGGAGUUCAAGGAAUUCCUGGUCCUGGUGUUUAAAGUCGCCCAAGCCUGUUUCAAGACACUGAGCGAGAGUCCUGAAGGGGCUUGUGGAUCUCAAGAGUCUGGAAUCCACCCUACUGGGGACUCACAAGAGCUGGGGGAAAGACAGAGCAGGAGAACUGAGGUGGGGAUGGCUAGGGAAGAACAGCAUCGUGAGGAGACCCAACAUGGACAGAGCACACAAGCCUCCAGAGGACAGGUGGGGUUCGGGGCUCAAACCCAUGGUCAGGAUAUUGGCCAGGAUAGGCAGUCUGAGUCUCAGAGACAAGAGAGAGAGAGUUGGCAGACACAAGCUGGGGGAUGUGCACAGCAGACCCAGAGAGUGAGAGAAGACAAGAGUCACCAGACCAGAGAGAGGGAGUCAGAGAGACAGUCGCGGGCCAGGGAACAAGACAGAGCCCACCAGACAACUGAACCAGUGACUGGCACUGGAACUCAGACCCAGACAGAUGCCACCCAAAGUGUGGAGCAGGACAGGAGUGGUCAAAUAGGAAGGCCUGGCACCCAGCCUCAGGAGUCCACCCAUGGCCAGACCAGAGGGACUGAUGUUCAGGGUCAAGAUAGGACCCAGACAAGACAGAUGGUGGCAGGAGAACAUGUUCCGACUCAAGGAGAACAUGUUCCGACACCAGGAAGUGUCACCCAGACCAUGGAGCAGGACAGGAGUGGUCAGAUAGGAAGCCCUGGUACCCAGCUGCAGGAGUCCACCCACGGCCAGACCAGAGGGACUGAUGUCCAGGGUCAAGACAGGGGCCAGACAAGCCAAGUGGUAACAGGAGGGCACAUGCAGACACAGGCAGGGUCACAAACCCAGACACACACCCAGACCACAAAGCAGGACAAGAGCAGGUCUGCAAGCCGCACAGGGGAUAGAGAUGAGGGACAGACCCAAAGGCAGUCAGGCAGUGGUCCAAGAUGGACACGAGUGGGCCACUAUGAAGCAGGAGAGACAGAGCUGGGGGGACAGGCCCAGGCUGGGGCAAACACUCUGACAGGGAGACAGGACUGGAGCAGCACUCACCCAAACUGCAGUGUGACAGGUGGGCAGGCAGAGAGAGAACCCACAGUGGUUACUCCAGAGUGGGUGGAUGACCACACAAGAGAUCCAGCAAGCCCAAGGCAGGACCAGGGUAGUCUACAUUCUAGCAUGCCUUCAGCCCAGGGCCAGGAGACAGCCCAGCCAGAAGGGAGGCGCGGCCUCACAGCCAGGGGGCUGUAUUCCUACUUCAAAAGCAACAAGCCAUGA